Messenger RNA from Alternaria arborescens, 906 nucleotides. RefSeq lists its product as hypothetical. The transcript has 4 exons. The record is from RefSeq and is a predicted model, not a curated record. Lineage: Eukaryota; Fungi; Ascomycota; Dothideomycetes; Pleosporales; Pleosporaceae. Gene Ontology annotation, biological process: regulation of mRNA splicing, via spliceosome; mRNA processing. Gene Ontology annotation, molecular function: RNA binding. Gene Ontology annotation, cellular component: spliceosomal complex. Bases 1 to 906 code for a protein of 301 amino acids.
AUGGCGUCUAGCGUCGAUCAGAAGCGUCUCAAGGCAACAAAGUUUCCACCCGAGUUCGACAAGAAGGUCGACAUUGAGAAAGUCAACAUCGACCUUAUGAAGAAGUGGAUUGCUAACAGGAUCACCACUAUUCUCGGCGACGAAGACGACAUCGUAGUCGAGACCUGUUACAAUUUGAUCGAACAGAACCAAUUUCCCAAGAUCAAGGAAAUCCAAAUCCAACUGACGGGCUUCCUUAACAAGGAUACAGCACCUUUCUGCAAAGAGCUAUGGGACCUCAUGCUGAGUGCGCAAGACAGUCCUAUGGGUGUGCCCCGAGAACUGUUGGAGGCGAAGAAGGCCGAACUGCAGCAGGAGCAGCUUUCAAAGGCCGCAGCUGAUGCUCGACGGGCCGAAGAACAAGCGCAGAAUGCUAUGAUCGACUCUUUCCGACAAAGAGACGGAGACCUUCCCCACCUACUCGCGAGCGUGAUGUUUACAUACCUGGAGGGGGACGUGGUCGUGGACGUGGAGGACGUCGCGAUAGAUCCCGCGACCGCCGUCGCUCACCUUCGGGCAGUCGUUCUGCAUCUCCACCACCUCGUCGUACACGUCGCUCACUAUCGUCAGAACCCUCUCGAUCUCCACCGCCCAGGCGUCGAACGCGGCGUUCUCCGUCAACUGGCCGCUCAAGAUCUCCACCUCGCCGUGUUCGCCGUCGCUCUCCUUCGCGCAGCAAGUCUCCACCUGCAAGACGAAGGAGGGAUAGGUCUCCGAGCGAGAGCAGGAGGCGACCCAAGCAUACUUCGCGCUCCAGUUCCCCGCCAUUCAGAACCAAAUCGAGCUCACCAGCGCCCAGGCUGCGAUCACGAUCACGAACCCCUCCGCGCCGCCGGCGUCGUUCCCUCUCGAGCUCCAUGUCUGUAA